AUAUAUCAUUGAAUUACAUAGUGAAAACAAAAUAAUCAAAAUCUUGGAACGACAAAUAAAGGUGAUAAGAAUUGAUACAAAAUUAUAAAAAGAAUCAAAUAAGCAAUAGCUACAAAAAUUUUAAAAUUGUAUAAUUCGAAAAGUGUUUUUGUGUGUAGAGUGAUUGAAACGAAAAUUAAUAACCUAUAGCCGGUUAUUAAAAAAAAAAUACCCGGUAGUUUAACGCAAAAAUGAUGGACAUUAGCAGCAUGUACGGCAAUCAUCAUCCUCAUCAUUCUAAUACUUAUCACAGUGGUGCAGCUGGAGUGCCAGACAUGACCACAGUUGUUGCUGCCAAUGCAUACCCCAAUGCAUAUUUUCCCAACUCAUCGGUCAUGACACAUGGAGCUUUACAUCAUCAGCAAAAUCAUCAUCUAAAUAGCGGUUACAACGCCUAUGACGGAUCGUCGCCAAACUAUUAUCAGCAGCAGCAACAACAACAUCAGCAGCAACAGCCUCAACAAUUGACACCACCGCCCAGUCAGCCAUCGGUCCAGGGUCAACCUUUAUAUUCCCACUCGCAUUCACAUUUGUUUAGUCCUACCGCGGCCGAGUAUGGCAUUACCACAUCCAACACCUUGGCGGCAGCUACACCCUCGCAUCCCUCCAAUGCCAGUCAUUCGCCCAGCGAAGCGGUCUACUAUGAAAAUGACUCGGUUCAUGCUUACUAUGCUACGGCCGCUGUGGCAUCAGUUCCUCCGGCAACUACCAGCUCUCCCGUUACUGCUGCCAAUGCCACGGCUCAUGCAGCUCAAAAUGUUCCUAUGGAUCCAGCCAUUAUUAGUUCGGAAAAUGGUUUAAGCUACACUAACCUGGAUUGUUUGUACAAUCAAAACUCUCCCCAUCAACAUUCCAAUCAAAACUCCUAUCUGCCCGCUGAAGAGAAAUACGCUUCAGUCUUGCAUUCGCAAUACACAAUGGACGAUACAAUGAUGCAUUUGACUGCCAGCGCAAAUAAUACACAAAAUCAACAGCACUCUCCACAAUUGUGGUCACAUCAACAUCAUAUGUCUGCCACCUAUGCCAAUACAUUGGAUUCCAGCGGUCUGCCUAUGGAUUCAUAUAGUAUGAAUCCCCAUUUACACCCCCACAGUAUGCCACAACACUUACCUGCCCACAGUCAAGUUAACCCACAGUUGGGUGGCCAACAACAGCAAUCAUUGCUGCAACACCAUUCACCACCCACCACGGCUUGUGUUAGUCAAAAUUCAAGAUCACAAAACGUAGUGUCGCCUGGUGGCACCACCACCACUUCAACGGCCUCUACAUCUUCUGUGACCAGCACUUCGGGCUCCAAUGGUGGCUCCAAUAACAAUACGUCACAAGCCAAAUCUCCAAGUCAUGGCAAUAAUUUGCCCACCUACAAAUGGAUGCAAUUGAAGAGAAAUGUACCAAAACCACAAGCACCAAAACUACCUGCCACUUUGCAUGAUUAUCAUCAUAUGAAUGGUCAAGCUACGUUGGAUGCAAUGUGUCGCAAUGCUUCAACAGCUGGCGGCGUAUUGGCGGCCCAUCAAAUGGGUGGACAAGGUACCCCAACUGUCCUACUCUCCGGCAGUCAUAGUCCCAGCAGUAUGGUACAAAUGUCUUGCGGUUUGGCGGCCACCAACAAUUCAGGACGCACCAACUUCACCAAUAAACAAUUGACCGAAUUGGAAAAAGAAUUUCAUUUUAAUCGCUACUUGACACGAGCCAGACGCAUAGAAAUUGCCAAUACUUUGCAAUUGAAUGAAACACAGGUUAAAAUUUGGUUUCAAAAUCGUCGCAUGAAACAAAAGAAACGUGUUAAAGAGGGUCUAAUACCGGCCGAUAUUUUAACCCAACACACUGUUACCACUACAACCAACUCCCCGCCUGCUAUAAAUUCAACAACUUCCCCGGCUGCAUCAGCAGCCACACAACAAAAUACAAAAAAUCUGGCAACUAAUAAAUGCACAAACACCAGCAGCAACAACAAUAACAAUAACACUAACAUCCAUAACAGCAGCGGCAGAACAACAGCAACCCCAACAUUAACAGAAUGUCAGUUGGCAAUGCAGCAUAACAGUGAUAACAGUCGAGAGUCAAUGUAAAACGUACACUUAACAGUAAAUAAUCAAAACAAAUAGAACAAACUGAAUUAAAUAUUUAGUUCUCUAAAUAAAUUGCCAAAUGACAAAUGAACUUUAAUCUUCUAAACAAAACAACAAAAAUAACAAUAAUUUGCUCAUUUGGCUGUGAUAAAAACAACUAACAAACUACUUUUAAAUAAAAAGAUCUAAAAUCAAAAAAAUAAACUUAAUAUCAAAUCAAUCACUGUAUGUACAUAAAUUACUUGAUAAUUAAACAAUUUUAAUUUAUAGUUAUAGCAAAAUAGCUGAAAUUGAAAUAAAAAUCUUUAAAAUAUGUAUAAAAAACGGAGAUAAAAGUGUAUCAAAACAAACUCAGGGUUCUUUUUACAUAAACAAAUGAAAAAAAAUAUUGAAAAAUUAAGCAAAUAAACAAAAAAACCGACAAGUAGUUCUAGUAUUUAAUAAGUUAAACUAAAUUUAAAUUAAAAAAGUAAA
This is a messenger RNA of Calliphora vicina (urban bluebottle blowfly), 2585 nucleotides long. It is a transcript of the gene lab, whose product is annotated as labial. The transcript is spliced from 3 exons. Bases 231 to 2111 code for a protein of 626 amino acids. Gene Ontology annotation, molecular function: DNA-binding transcription factor activity, RNA polymerase II-specific; RNA polymerase II cis-regulatory region sequence-specific DNA binding. The record is from RefSeq and is a predicted model, not a curated record. Gene Ontology annotation, cellular component: nucleus. NCBI's taxonomy places the organism in Eukaryota, Metazoa, Arthropoda, Insecta, Diptera, Calliphoridae. Gene Ontology annotation, biological process: regulation of transcription by RNA polymerase II.